Anneissia japonica is the source of this 2195-nucleotide messenger RNA. Its product is annotated as cytochrome P450 4C1-like. Gene Ontology annotation, molecular function: iron ion binding; heme binding; monooxygenase activity. The record is from RefSeq and is a predicted model, not a curated record. The transcript is spliced from 10 exons. Bases 210 to 1769 code for a protein of 519 amino acids. NCBI's taxonomy places the organism in Eukaryota, Metazoa, Echinodermata, Crinoidea, Comatulida, Comatulidae.
CAUAAUGUACAUUAUAAGAAUGGUACAAUUCAAUCGGUCUUCUGGCUAAAUAUUAGCGCUUUGUAUUGUGUUAUACUGGUAAAUGAUGCAUUGAUCUCGUAUUAUUUAUUAUGAACAGGAUUUUCCGCCUGUUUAGUUAGUUACAGGUUACAAUCAUUAGCUAAAGUCAGACCGUUCGUGGACAUCUUAAGAACAGACGAUCUAGGAUAAUGCUCGGAGGAAAUAUAACCAUGGUGUUGCGUUUUUUUUUAAUCAUAGCUUGGAUUGUUGUGAUAAUUUUAUGUUUUUCAAUCAUGGCUUGGAUUGUUGUGAAGAUUUCAUAUUUUAUCAGGAUCGUGAUACUCGUCAACAGAAUUCCAGGCCCACCUGCACUACCAAUUAUAGGUAAUGCCCAUCAAUUUGAGAAGGAACCUCAUGAUUUUUAUAUGCGGUUUAAGAAGUACUACGAAACGUUUCCGUCAAUUUACCGGUUAUGGAUUGGCCCCGUUCCAGCAGUCACUCUGUGCUCGCCAGAAAGUGCCGAGGUCAUCCUCAGCAGCAGGAAGAAACAUAUCAGCAAGGCCCAUUUCUACACUUUUUUUAAAACUUGGCUAGGUGAUGGAUUGCUGUUAAGCACUGGGAAAAAAUGGGAGGACAGAAGAAAACUCAUAACUCCAACAUUCCAUUUCGAAAUACUAAAUGAUUUUCUCUGCGUUUUCAACGAACAAUCAAAUAUUCUCGCCGAUAAGCUCGACGCGGCUACGAACCAAAAAUGCAUUGAUAUAUGUCCAUUGGUGUGUGGAUGUGUAUUGGAUGCUCUUUGUGAAACGGCAAUGGGUCAUUGCCUCGGCUCUCAAAAUAAUGCCGAAAACGACUACGCAAAAGCUGUAAAAAGACUAGCGGAAAUUCUCCAAGAGCUGUUCAAGAAGCCAAUGUACUGGAUCCCGGGAUUUUUCAAGAGAACGCAAGCGGGAAAAGAAUAUCACGCGUGUCUUGACAUAGUACAUGGACUCACGUCUAGGGUGAUAAGGUCUAGAUUGGAAGUCUUACAGAAAUCAGGCUUAGAUCAGGAAUUCAAUGGCAACUUAGGGGAAAGUCAGGAGGAACGUCCGGUAUUUCUCGACGUACUACUGAGAUCCCAUCUAGACAAUCCGGAGUUUACUUUUGAUGACAUUAGGGAAGAAGUGGAUACGUUUAUGUUCGAGGGUCAUGACACAACAUUCUCGGCUUUGUCAUGGGCCAUCAACAUAAUCGGGAACCAUCCAGGGGCCCAGGCGCAGAUUCACAAAGAGCUGGAUGACAUUUUCGGCAAUGAUGACCGCCCUGCGACUAAAGAAGACCUGUCUAAAAUGAACUACCUGGAAAGAGUAAUCAAAGAGUGCCUCAGGAUGAAACCUCCUGUCACAGCUAUUGGCAGGCAACUCGACGAGGAUACGAUGAUUGACGGUUACCUUGUACCGAAAAAUGUAUUUCUGAUGAUAAGUCUGGACGCUAUUCACCACAAUCCCAAACACUGGAAAGAUCCCGAUAAAUUCGAUCCCGAUAGGUUCCUGCCAGAAAAUGCCGCCGUCCGACGGAAAUACGCGUAUGUGCCUUUUUCAGCAGGCAGACGUAACUGUAUCGGCCAGCGAUUUGGCAUGAUGAAAAUAAAGGUCAUAUUAUCAACGUUGUAUCGUCGAUUUCAUUUAAAAAGUUUACAAAAUGGCGACAGGGAAACCCGUCCAGUUUCUGAACUUGUGGUCCGUCCACAAAAUGGUCUCCAUAUUAAUGUGACCAGACGAAGUCGAUGAUACAGUCCCUAAUCAUGUUUAUCUUGAUAAUUUUCUACACGGCAUUCAUCAGCUCUUCAGUGGUUGGAAAGUACCGGUACUACAAGUACAAGUGUUCACCAAUUUUGUUGGCUGUCAAUAAGAUGAUUUUAGGAGAUGGAAACAAAUAACACUAACUGGAAAUAAUCUGUAACUGGAACAACACAAUCCAGAAACAACACAAAGCUGAAAUUAAGUUGAGCACACUAUGCUGGAAACAAGCUAGGAAUGAAAUGGAACUGAAAGUUAGGACCGCAACAACUGGAAACAAACUGAAAACAAUCUGGAAAGCCGGAAAGAAGCUUAAAUGAAGGUGGCGCACACCGUGAAAUAAGCUAGAACACAAGCUAAAGAGCCUACAACACAAGCUAAAGCAGCAACUCUAAUAAUUAUAAUAAUAAUAAUGAU